AUGCGCGGGCCUGGGCGCCCCCUCCUCCUGGGGCUGCUGCUCGUGCUGGGCGCGGCGGGGCCCGGGGUCGCCGAGCCCCGGGAGGCGGCCAACAGACAGACCCUGCUGCGGCUGAUCGUGGAGAUCCUCCAGGAGCUCAAGAAGUACCAUUCGGGCGAGUCGAAGAGACUGCAACUCUUGGGCCAGCACGACUACACUCUGGGCCGCAGGGAGGUCUCGGACUACCCGGUUUAUCCCGAGGAGCAGAGAGUGGAAAUUGUUCCUCGAGAUCUAAGGAUGAAGGACAAGUUUCUAAAACAUCUUACAGGUCCUCUUUAUUUCAGUCCAAAGUGCAGCAAACACUUUCACAGACUUUACCACAACACCAGAGACUGCACCAUCCCUGCAUACUACAAAAGAUGUGCCAGGCUGCUUACCCGGCUGGCUGUCAGUCCAAUGUGCAUGGAGGGAUAAGCAGUGAGCAGAGCUGCAAAGGACCAACAGCCCACGAACCAUGAGAAGUGCCUUGGAAAUCAACAGGGAACAGAACCUGCUACCUUCACGAACACGUCCCCUUGUGAACAAGAGAUUUAUUUUUGCAGACUGACUCUUCCAUAAACCCUUUAACUUGAGUUUUGUAUGUUGUUGACACUGUUGGCAGGUACAUAUUCAGUUAAUCAGCGUACCUGACGGUAACACUUGCCAUUCACGAUUUUGGGGGAAAAGGCGAAUGCUCCACAUUUGAUGCUGUAAAAUUAGACAAAGCUAUUUCAUUCUCCUGAUUAGGUGAAAUCUCAAAGAGUAUUUCUUUAGAAACAUAAAUAGAA
Callorhinus ursinus (northern fur seal) is the source of this 806-nucleotide messenger RNA. RefSeq names its product ALK and LTK ligand 2 (gene ALKAL2). Lineage: Eukaryota; Metazoa; Chordata; Mammalia; Carnivora; Otariidae. The record is from RefSeq and is a predicted model, not a curated record. Gene Ontology annotation, biological process: positive regulation of ERK5 cascade; positive regulation of ERK1 and ERK2 cascade. Gene Ontology annotation, molecular function: receptor tyrosine kinase binding; receptor signaling protein tyrosine kinase activator activity.